Nannospalax galili (Upper Galilee mountains blind mole rat) is the source of this 2423-nucleotide messenger RNA. RefSeq names its product bridging integrator 1 (gene Bin1). Gene Ontology annotation, molecular function: tau protein binding; phospholipid binding. Gene Ontology annotation, biological process: regulation of endocytosis. The transcript has 19 exons. Lineage: Eukaryota; Metazoa; Chordata; Mammalia; Rodentia; Spalacidae. The coding region runs from base 180 to 1946 and encodes 588 amino acids. The record is from RefSeq and is a predicted model, not a curated record. Gene Ontology annotation, cellular component: synaptic vesicle; plasma membrane; cytoplasm.
GUCUUUAGCUUGCUGGCUCGCCUGGCGCACGCUCCGCCUCCAUCAGUCUGCUGUGCGGUGCACAGCGUGGAGCCGGAGUAGCAGCCGGUGGAGUGGCCGGGGCUGGAGGCUGGGAGCGCGGUGCGCACAGCCUCCCCACGCCAUUAUCCGCGCCCACCACGGGCGAGGCCGGCGCCACGAUGGCAGAGAUGGGGAGCAAGGGGGUGACGGCGGGGAAGAUCGCCAGCAAUGUCCAGAAGAAACUCACCCGCGCCCAGGAGAAGGUCCUGCAGAAACUAGGGAAGGCGGAUGAAACGAAGGAUGAGCAGUUCGAACAGUGUGUCCAGAAUUUCAACAAGCAGCUGACGGAGGGUACCCGGUUGCAGAAGGAUCUCAGGACCUACCUGGCUUCUGUUAAAGCUAUGCAUGAAGCCUCCAAGAAGCUGAAUGAGUGUCUCCAGGAGGUGUAUGAGCCUGAUUGGCCUGGCAGGGAUGAGGCGAACAAGAUUGCUGAGAACAAUGACCUACUGUGGAUGGACUACCACCAGAAGCUGGUAGACCAGGCCCUGCUGACGAUGGACACCUACCUGGGCCAGUUCCCUGACAUCAAGUCACGCAUUGCCAAGCGGGGGCGGAAGCUAGUGGACUAUGACAGUGCCCGGCACCACUACGAGUCUCUUCAAACUGCCAAAAAGAAGGAUGAAGCCAAAAUUGCCAAGCCUGUCUCGCUGCUUGAGAAAGCCGCCCCCCAGUGGUGCCAAGGCAAACUGCAGGCUCAUCUCGUAGCUCAAACUAACCUGCUCCGAAAUCAGGCAGAGGAGGAGCUCAUCAAAGCCCAGAAGGUGUUUGAGGAGAUGAACGUGGACCUGCAGGAGGAGCUCCCAUCCCUGUGGAACAGCCGUGUAGGUUUCUAUGUCAACACGUUCCAGAGCAUCGCGGGCCUAGAAGAAAACUUCCACAAAGAGAUGAGCAAACUCAAUCAGAACCUCAACGAUGUCCUGGUCAGCCUAGAGAAGCAACAUGGGAGCAACACCUUCAUGGUCAAGGCCCAGCCCAGUGACAAUGCCCCUGCAAAAGGGAACAAGAGCCCUUCACCUCCUCCAGAUGGCUCCCCUGCUGCCACCCCUGAGAUCCGAGUGAACCAUGAGCCAGAGCCGGCCAGCGGGGCCUCUCCUGGGGCCACCAUCCCCAAAUCUCCAUCUCAGCUCCGGAAAGGCCCACCCGUCCCUCCGCCUCCCAAACACACCCCAUCCAAGGAGAUCAAGCAGGAGCAGAUCCUCAGCCUGUUUGAUGACGCAUUUGUCCCCGAGAUCAGUGUGACCACCCCCUCCCAGUUUGAGGCUCCGGGACCUUUCUCAGAGCAGGCCAGUCUACUAGACCUGGACUUCGACCCCCUUCCUCCUGUGGCGAGCCCUGUGAAGGCACCCACACCCUCUGGUCAGCCAAUCCCAUGGGACCUCUGGGAGCCCACAGAGAAUCAAGCUGGCAGCCUGCCUUCUGGGGAGCCCUGUGCUGCCGAGGGCACCUUUGCCGUGGCCUGGCCCAACCAGACGGCUGAGCCAGGGCCUGCCCAACCAGCAGAGGCCUCCGAGGUGGUAGGUGGAGCCCAGGAGCCAGGGGAGACGGCAGCCGGUGAAGCAUCCUCUAGCUCUCUUCCGGCUGUGGUGGUGGAGACCUUUGCUGCAACUGUGAAUGGUGCCGUGGAGGGCAGCAGUGCGACUGGGCGCUUGGAUCUGCCCCCAGGCUUCAUGUUUAAGGUACAGGCCCAACAUGACUACACAGCCACUGACACUGAUGAGCUGCAGCUCAAGGCUGGAGAUGUGGUACUGGUGAUCCCCUUCCAGAAUCCAGAGGAACAGGAUGAAGGCUGGCUUAUGGGUGUGAAGGAGAGCGACUGGAACCAGCACAAGGAGUUGGAGAAAUGCCGGGGCGUCUUCCCGGAGAACUUCACAGAGCGGGUGCAGUGACAUCGGAGCCCCUGCAGACUUCCGGGGUUGUGAAGAACACCUUUUCCCGAAAAAUGUGUGUUUGUGUUUCCUUUUCUUUUUCUUUCUCUUUUCCGUUUUUGUUUUGAAACUUUUGAAAAGCAUCGGGAAAUUGGAGAGGAGGCCUAAGCCAGCAGCUGUUCUCCCAAAGCUGCCUUGGUCUUCCAGAGAGCCAGUCAGGCCUGUCCAGUGAAGUUCACGUGUUCCCGAAGCUGCUGUGUCCCCCUAGUUGAGUUCCCGGCGCCCGCAUGUGCAGGGCGGGCUGGGGGCGCUGAGCCACCGCGCGCUUGCCUGCCGCUUGGCCUCGCCACCUGGGCAAGGGUCCUCUUCUGGCAGCUGCUGUGGUCGGGGCCUGGACACUGGCCCAGCCUGGCCCCUCCCCGCAGACCAUCCGUGUGCUGUUUGAAAAUAAGCCCUAGUGUUCAAAACGAAGCGAAACAAAAAAACCUGCCAAAAUCA